Dromaius novaehollandiae (emu) is the source of this 2858-nucleotide messenger RNA. RefSeq names its product heterogeneous nuclear ribonucleoprotein M (gene HNRNPM). Lineage: Eukaryota; Metazoa; Chordata; Aves; Casuariiformes; Dromaiidae. The record is from RefSeq and is a predicted model, not a curated record. Gene Ontology annotation, cellular component: cytoplasm; ribonucleoprotein complex; nucleus. The transcript has 12 exons. Bases 713 to 2584 code for a protein of 623 amino acids. Gene Ontology annotation, molecular function: mRNA binding.
GUGGAUUUUCUACAUGACAAAUGUUACUGUAUGGUGGCGUGGAACGAAACGAAGUCAGGAAGGUAGAGAGUGUGUAUGCUCAGUGGCUAUAACAUAGGUAGUGCUUAAAGCUUCUCGUGGGAUGGGGAGGAGGUGGGAUGGGGACUUGUAAACAGUGUUAGGGUGGUCUUCCACUGUGUUCAGUUGGUGUUGGCUGUGUGAAUUACGCAUGGACCCUAGCAGUGGUAUGGAAUAUUAAUGUAAAACUUGUGUUUUGGCAAAUGUCACUGUAGUGGUUUGCUGAAUUUGUAAGGCCAGUGUGUAAAAGCAGGUUCGGUAAACUACACUUCCUGUGCCAGUAAACAUAAGUCAAUCUCUUAACUUAAAUGUAUAUAGUCUUCACAGGUACUUAACUCCUUUAGUCCAGCAAAAGAAUUUUGCAGGGUAAAAAUAGUAGGAGCUCGUUUAACUGUACUGAAGAAUAUGGAUUUAGGUGAGAGAAUAUGGCAAGGAUUUUGAUGUAUGACAGAGAAGAACAGGCCAUAUAAAGUGCGUGGUAUUUCUCUUGGAGAACUUGGACUUAGUUCUGUUUGUUACAACUUCAGAAACUACAGUUUAAUCCUGUUAAUGUGUAAGAAAUUAUAUCUUAUGGAAUUCAAGUAAUGAAGGCCUUACUGGGUAAGAUUACAUUUAUUUUCACUAUUAGGGUUAACUAAUGUAAUUGGACUUAAUCAUGUUUUGUAUUUUGUGCUUUUACUUACUUUUUUCUUCUUUCUUCCCUCUUCUCUUCCUUGUUGUUUCGCCCGUGAAAUCAUCUCGUCAGGGAUGCGCUGUUGUUGAAUUCAAGAUGGAAGAAAGCAUGAAAAAGGCCGCAGAGGUUUUGAACAAGCAUAGCCUUGGUGGAAGACCACUGAAAGUGAAAGAAGAUCCUGAUGGCGAGCAUGCGAGGAGAGCAAUGCAGAAGGUCAUGGCAGCAGCUGGUGGAAUGGGUAUUGGUCCAGGCCCAGGCGGCCCUGGAAUGAUCAAUAUCCCACCUAGUAUACUCAACAAUCCCAACAUACCCAAUGAGAUCAUUCAUGCCUUACAGGCAGGGAGACUAGGAAGCACUGUAUUUGUUGCAAAUUUGGAUUACAAGGUUGGUUGGAAGAAACUGAAAGAAGUAUUCAGCAUGGCUGGUGUUGUGGUUCGGGCAGACAUACUAGAAGAUAAAGACGGCAAAAGUCGUGGAAUUGGCACCGUCACUUUUGAGCAAGCUAUUGAGGCUGUUCAGGCUAUAUCAAUGUUUAAUGGCCAGCUGCUGUUUGACAGACCAAUGCAUGUGAAAAUGGAUGAACGAGCUUUUCCAAAAGGAGACUUCUUUCCUCCAGAGCGGCCUCAACAACUUCCUCGAAUGGGAAUGGAAGGCAUGGGCUUUGGAAUGAAUAAAAUGGGAGGAAUGGAAGGUCCUUUUGGUGGCAUGGAGAACAUUGGUCGCUUUCCAGCUGGAAUGAACAUGGGCAGAAUGAGUGAGAUGGAUCGUGCAAUGGGUGGAGGAUUUGAGAGAGAAUUUGGAAGAAAUGAAAUGGGAAUGUCUCGUAGUUUUGGAGAAACCUUGGAGAGAGGAAUAGGUGGUGGAAAUGCCAGCAUUCCUGGGAUUGAGAGGAUGGCACCUGGCAUUGAUCGUAUGGGCUCGGGAAUAGAAAGAAUACCUUCUGGGAUGGGGCACGGGAUGGAGAGAGUAGGGUCAGAAAUAGACAGGAUGGGUCUUGUUUUGGAUCGCAUGAGUUCCAAUGUGGAUCGAAUGGGUUCAGGAAUUGAUCGGAUGGCCCCUCUGGGCAUAGAUCACAUUGCUCCUAACAUCGAGAGGAUGGGCCCAGCUAUUGAGAGAAUGGGUUCUGGCAUAGAGAGAAUGGGUUCUGGAAUAGGCUUUGGUAUCGAGAGAAUGGGUGCUGCCAUUGAUCGUGUCGGUACCACUAUGGAAAGAAUGGGAUCAGGUGUAGAACGUAUGGGUUCUGGCAUGGACAGAAUGGGUAUAGGUAUGGAGCGUAUGGUCCCUGCUGGAAUGGGAACUGGAAUGGGUCAGGUCAUAGAGAGAAUGCCAGCUGGCUUGGAUCGCAUAGGUGCCACUCCUAUGGAAAGAAUAGGAAUAGAUCGUAUGGGUGCUGCUAGCAUGGAGAGAAUGGGCUUGGAGCGCAUUGGAGCCACUAAUAUGGAAAGAAUGGGCCCUGCUAUGGGCCAGGGCAUGGGAGCAGGCAUAGAUCGAAUGGGACUUGCAAUGGGAAGCAAUUUUGAAAGAACAAUGGAUAUGGAACGUGGAAACUUUGCAGGCAAUUUUGCAGGCUCCCUUGGAGGAACUGGAGGACCUGCAGCUGGGGUGGCCAGAAAAGCCUGUCAGAUAUUUGUGAGAAAUCUGCCUUUUGAUUUUACAUGGAAAAUGUUGAAAGAUAAAUUUAAUGAGUGUGGUCAUGUGCUGUAUGCUGAUAUCAAGAUGGAGAAUGGGAAGUCUAAAGGAUGUGGUGUGGUUAGAUUUGAGUCCCCAGAAGUAGCUGAGCGAGCCUGCCGUAUGAUGAAUGGGAUACAGCUUCGUGGGAGGGAGAUUGAUGUGCGAAUUGAUAGAAAUGCUUAAGUAGUUGCCUUUUUAAGACUUAUACCAGAUUUUUGUUGAAUUUGUAUUUUUCUUGUUAACCAUUUUAAUUUGACUGGAUGUAAAGGUGUUAAAAAAAAAUUCAGUUGCUUUCUGGAGUAAUUUUAAUUACUUUUUUAACAAAUGGAUUUCCAUUUUACUGUUUUUUGCAUUGAAACUGCAAUGUGCACAAUCUUUUUUUGUAGUUGUGGCAUCUUGUUGACAUUACAGAUGUAAACAGUAUGACUUUGAUAAUAAAUGCAAGUUAAAGCUUUCA